Messenger RNA from Physella acuta, 1642 nucleotides. RefSeq lists its product as uncharacterized. Gene Ontology annotation, cellular component: endoplasmic reticulum. The record is from RefSeq and is a predicted model, not a curated record. Gene Ontology annotation, molecular function: hydrolase activity. Gene Ontology annotation, biological process: GPI anchor biosynthetic process. NCBI's taxonomy places the organism in Eukaryota, Metazoa, Mollusca, Gastropoda, Physidae.
AUGCAGGUGUUUUAAGAUGGCGGCUGCAAGAAAUUAUUCGCUUUUUUUAUUUUGAUAAACAAUGUAAUUUAAUGUAGCCCAAGCCAAAUAAUUCGAAUACUUAAAAAAAGGAAAUGGUUUCAGUUAUACAGUGGAAUCGCAGAGGCCAAAGUCACAUAAUAACCAAGCUGGUGAUUUCUUUAAUACUUGUUGCUGUAGCCUUCAAUGAAUAUUUUGUUUAUACCAUCCAAUCUUUAAGAUGGAUCACUAUAAAAUCACCAAGUGAACGGAACCAUGAAAUGGUCAUUCUUCUGAUAUCAGAUCCCCAACUAAUUGGGAUACAGGAUGAAAUAGGAUUUCCUGUUGGUCCACUGGCAAGAUGGGAUUCAGACAGUUACCUACGGAAGACAUUCUCUCGUGUGUAUGAACACACACAGCCUGAUGUCAUCAUCUUCCUGGGAGAUAUAAUGGAUGAAGGCAGCAAGGCCACAGAUCUGGAGUAUGAAUCUUAUUUUGACAGAUUCAAUAGCAUUUUCUACGAGAAGAAGCACUCAAAGACAAUUGUAAUACCAGGAGAUAAUGACAUUGGUGGGGAAGGCAGUGAUUUCAGAACAGCAUCUAAAGUUAGGCGUUUUGAAAAACAUUUUGAAAAUCUGACGGGGGUCGUCUCCCAUGGCUUUGUUGACUUCCUGAAGCUUGACAAUCGCAGAGCGAAAGACCUGGUGAUAGAAACCAAGCAACUCAUCAGCAGUUUCGCCAGCCAACUUAAAGCCACCUAUCGAAUGAUUGUUAACCAUGAGAGUAUGAUUACUAAAUCAAAAGGCUCAAUUUAUCCAAUUCUUCGAAUGGCACAACCCAGAAUAAUAUUCUCAGGUCAUUGGCACUUGUCUCAGAUGUUCACCUGUGCUACAUGCCUAGCUGAUGAUGAGGACAUGAACAACUGGCCAUACCAUGCUAAAGACAUCUCUAACAUAGAAGACUUUGUAGAAGUGGACUUCUCAGAUCUAAUAUCCCUGAGUGAAAUAAUGGUGCCAACUUGCAGUUACAGGAUGGGGGUUCCAAACAUGGGUUAUGGUGUUGCAAUUUUAGAUGAAUCAGGACACAUGAAGUAUACAAUCCUUUGGCUGCCAAGCCGCUAUAAACUUUUAUACAUAUACGCUGGAGUGCUAGUCAUUGUUGCUGUUUUGUUUUUGAUAAAAUUCAUAAUUUCACCACCAAAAAGAAGAGGCAUGUACAGAUGAUAAUAUUAUUAGCUUAUUAUUAAAAUCGUACUCAAUCAUUGCUGUAGACAAGACAGGAAAAAUGAAAUGCAGAUUUGUGGCCUGGGGUUAGUUUACAUAUGAUUAAGUUUACUGUUGAGAUUACAACUAUACAACAAGGAAAUAUUGAGCAUCUCAUGUUUUUAGUGAGAAUUUUUGUAUAUCCAUUUAUAAUCUGUAUUUGAUCUGUAAAGCUGUCAACUUAGAUGUGCUAGGCAAUUUGUUGUUAGUUAUUCAUUUAUUGUAAUAAAAUACCAACUGGCUGUGAGGGGGCAAAUAAAUGUAAUGGAUCUACCUGAUACAGCAGAGACUGUCUCACACAAGUUCAAGUAGACCACCCAAAUAAUAGAGAUGUCUUUUCUAUUCGUCUUUUUUACAAAGUACAUGUUAUACAUAACAAAAUA